Oncorhynchus keta (chum salmon) is the source of this 1903-nucleotide messenger RNA. RefSeq names its product inhibitor of growth protein 1-like. Lineage: Eukaryota; Metazoa; Chordata; Actinopteri; Salmoniformes; Salmonidae. The coding region runs from base 283 to 1206 and encodes 307 amino acids. The record is from RefSeq and is a predicted model, not a curated record. The transcript has 4 exons. Gene Ontology annotation, biological process: positive regulation of DNA-templated transcription. Gene Ontology annotation, cellular component: nucleus.
CAAGCAGGGACCAUUUUCACUAGAUCUGCAUCACUGUACUAAUUACAUGUUUUAAAACGACUGCCUAAAGGAUCUAAACUCACUGAAGGAAAUUACCAAUGGCAGAUAUGUUUCUGAUAUGAUGCGCAUGCGCAUACACAUGUACAGUUCUCCACGUUGGACCAGACGCAAUCAAUACAUAGUUGAGUUACAAGAUUCUCCAGUUGGAUUGAAUACAUUGUAUGAAGUUCAUUAAACGGCAAAUAUAAAGUUGCUGCUUUGUGUGGACUUCGACAGAAGAACAUGCUAAAUCCGGCAAACGGUGACCCGGUCCACGUCGUUACAAAUUAUGUGGAAGAAUAUUUGGACUUGGUGGAAUCACUACCAUUCGACCUACAGAGGAGCGUGUCUCUUAUGAAAGAAAUUGACGCAAAAUACCAAGAUGUCCUGCAGGAGCUGGAUGAUGCUUAUGAGCGCUACCGUCGGGAGUCCGACCCUCUCCAGCGGCGCAGAAUGCAGCUGUCCAUCCAGAGAGCUCUCAUCAGCAGCCAGGAGCUAGGAGAUGAGAAGAUCCAGAUUGCUGGGCAGAUGGUGGAAUUGGUGGAGAACCGUAGCCGGCAGGUGGACUGGCAUUCUGAGCUCCUCCACACCUCCCAGGAGAUCCCAGAGAUCCAUGUACCCACAUCAACUGCUAUGACGACGACUACAGCCUCCAUGUCAACGUCAGCAGUGACAACCACACCGGGCAAAGUGGGUCACCACGACAAGAGGCGUGAUGAGGCAACGCCAGGCUCAGUCGGUGGAGGGGAAAAGUCUGGCGGGAAACGUUCGCGGCGGCAGAAGAACGGAGAGAACCGGGAGAGCUAUGGAGGCAUGGAUCAUGGUGAUGAGGCGGGCAUGGGGGCAGCCAGGGAAAAGAGGGCCAAAAUGUCAUCGUCCAAGAAGAAGAAGAGGUCAAAGGGCAAAUCAGAGAGGGAGGUGUCACCCCCAGACCUGCCCAUCGACCCAGAUGAGCCCACCUACUGCCUGUGUGAACAGGUGUCUUACGGCGAGAUGAUUGGCUGUGAUAAUGACGAGUGUCCCAUUGAAUGGUUCCACUUCUCCUGUGUGGGGCUACAUCACAAGCCCAAGGGGAAGUGGUUCUGCCCCAAAUGCAGGGGUGAGAAUGAGAAGAUCAUGGACAAGGCCCUGGAGAGGGUGAAGAAGGAGAGGGCCUACAACAGGUAGCUGCUCUACCCUGCCCAGUGAACGUGGUUUGUGAUCAUGUUAAUUUUGUUUUUUGUUGUAUUUUCUACUCCCAAUUAGUAUCAAUGCUGUUUGAAAAUGAAGAAUUGGGGCCUCCCUAGUGGUACAUCAGUCUAAGGCGUCACUACAGACCCGGGUUCAAUCCCAGGCUGUGUCGCAGCCGGCCGUGACCGGGAGACCCAUGAGGCGGCACACAAUUGUCCCAGCGUCUCCGGGUUAGGGGAGGCUUUGGCCGGCCGAGAUGUCCUUGUCCCAUCGCUCUCUUGUCGCUAGUUGUACGGUGUUUCCUCCAACACAUUGGUGCGGCUGGCUUCCGGGUUAAGCAAGCAGUGUGGCUUGGCAGGGUUGUGUUUUGGAGGACGCAUGGCUCUCGACCUUCGCCUCUUCCGAGUCUGUACGGAAUUGCAGCAAUGGGACAAGACUAACUACCAAUUGGAUAUCACAGUUGGAGAAUGGGUUAAAAAGUACAAAUGAAGAAUUAGAAAGAGGGACUUGUCAUUUUAGUAAAGGCUGUACUGUAAAAUGGACAUCCUAGUUUAGUACCACUUGUUUAGAGCAGAUAUGUAAUACAGAUUAUUGUAUCAUAGCCACACCAAUGAUUGUUGACGCUAGUGUAUCAUGCAUGCAACCAUACUAGCCAUAUUUCUCCAUACGAACAAAUAAAACAUUUUAACCAAGA